UUACAAGCCUAAUGGAACAUCUAUCAGAUUAUGAAUACGAUGUGGAGAACUACUUACCAAGUUUUGGUGAUAAUGAUACAAAUGGAAAUAAUACUAAUGACCAUGAUGUAGAUGUUAAUGAAAUG
Messenger RNA from Dentiscutata erythropus, 125 nucleotides. NCBI's taxonomy places the organism in Eukaryota, Fungi, Glomeromycota, Glomeromycetes, Diversisporales, Gigasporaceae. The record is from the annotation of a GenBank genome assembly.